Messenger RNA from Oncorhynchus mykiss (rainbow trout), 4833 nucleotides. RefSeq names its product beta-1,4-N-acetylgalactosaminyltransferase 3. Gene Ontology annotation, cellular component: Golgi cisterna membrane. Lineage: Eukaryota; Metazoa; Chordata; Actinopteri; Salmoniformes; Salmonidae. Gene Ontology annotation, molecular function: acetylgalactosaminyltransferase activity. The record is from RefSeq and is a predicted model, not a curated record.
CACACCCCUAAAUCUCUCUCGCUGUCCGGGUGCGCAAUUUGUUUGUCCCUGUUCUGUGUGCAUGUGCAGUGGGUUGGUAGGCAUUUUGUUUAAUUCGUUCUGCAGCCUAGUCAGACAACCCACGUGCCAGUGUCGAUUCGGUUAAAUCCAAGAUAGCACUCGAGUCAGAGCAGCCGAAGCCAGCGCGUUUUUUUUACGGGAUGAAAUAAAAGCUGUUUCGGGACCAUCGCUAGGUGGGAGUGUUGGGGGCGCCGCAGGUGUGUCACGAACAGGGUCGCGAGACUGACGAGUGGUCAGUCUGGUCCAACUUUGCCGAACAAAGCCGUUAAAUUCACGGUGGCAGAAUCAAUGACUGACUGAGUACUCUGGAGCAAGCAGCAGGGAGAUCAAUCAACAUGUUCAAAUCGGUCUUCCCGCUGAAGAAGCUGAGACGGAGUCGGAAACAUCUGCUGUUCUUAGCCCUGCUGAUGCUGGGAGCUUUCGCUGUUUACCAGGAGUUUGUAGCCACUAGUGUGUGGAGGAUCACCAAUAGCCGUUUCAGUCCUACCAGUGAGGGCAGUCCCAGGAGAAGACCUACCCAAGAAAGAGUGGUUGGAGGUGAUGUGGGGGAGGAUUAUUCAGAAGCCUGGCGUUCCAGCUACACCCCACAGCCCUGGAGGCCAGAGUAUAAGGGACAGGUUAAUCUCCAUAUCUUUGAGGACUGGUGUGGCAGCUCUACAGCUCAGCUCCGCAAGAACCUGCACUACCCACUCUACCCACACUCUAGAACCACUGUAAAGAAGCUGGCUGUUUCUCCUAGAUGGACCAACUAUGGCCUCAGGAUCUUUGGCUAUCUCCACCCCUAUACUGACGGUGAGUUUGUGUUUGCGGUGAGCUCUGAUGAUAACUCUGAGUUCUGGCUGAGCCGGGAUGACUCUCCACUCAACCUGCAGCUACUGACCUGGAUCGGCAAGACUGGCAUGGAGUGGACGGCACCAGGUGAGUUUGGGAAGUACGCCAGUCAGACAUCCAGACCGGUUAGGCUGUCAGUUCAGAGGAUGUACUUCUUUGAGAUAGUCCAUAAACAGAACGACAGAGGAACAGACCACAUGGAGGUGGCGUGGCAGCUGAACCAGGAGGGUCUAAGCUUUACAGUCAUCAGCUCCAAGUACAUAUCCCUCUAUACCAAUGAGUCCGCUCUGAGGAUGAGUGACACCACUCACAUACCCCAAACGGCCGCCAGUCACACCCGCACGCCUAGCAACCAGCCUGACAACCAGCUGAGCAGCCAGCCUGUGGCCGACAUGCGGAGAGUUGACCCACGGGACACCCUCUACCAGAUCCCUGCCCUAGACAGUAGGUACCUCCGUGGUGUGUUACCUGACUGCUCCUAUAAACCAAGCUACAUCAUCAAAGGCUUCCCUCUGUUGCGAUACCAGGGUCUGCAGUUUGUCCACAUGUCCUACAUCUACCCCAAUGACUACACACGGCUCACACAGAUGGAGACAGAAAACACCUGCUUCUACCACAACAGUCCCCUAGACCUGGACAGGUAUGGCUUUUCCAGGUACAUGCGGCUGGAUGAGCCAGAGGGGCAGGAGGGAGAGAACAGAGCCAGAGAGAUUGGCAUCUUGAUGAGGAGAAAGGCGGUCCCAGAGGAGGGGUUAGAUGGCGAGGCUCCUCCAAAUGUGGGAGGGGCUAGUGAGACAGACCACACCCCUCCUGACUAUGGAGACGACUAUGUCGAUUACGCCAAGAGACGACGACGCAAACUCUUCUCCCUGCCACAGGCCGACAGGGCACCUACACAUAGAAACAUGUCUGAUACUCUCACAUACAAGAAGAGGAGGAGGAGGAAGAGGAGAGGUUCUAAUGCAGCAGCUGUAGUCCAGACCAGAGCAACAGAACUGGAUGGGUUAGAGAUCCCUCAUGGUCCUGGGUCACAUAAACCUAUACAGAAUACACCAGAAGAAAAGCUGAGAUCAGCAGACAGACCAGCAGAUAGACCAGUUGAACAGCUCAGACCAGCACAAAAAAAAAAGUCCCGAACAGGGGAACAGAAACCAGGAGGGAAUCCAGCAGACAGAGAAGAUCUGGGUCCAGCAGACCAAAAUCAACCCAGACCAAGAGAGGGAUCAGCAGAACAGAACUCAACUGGGUUAAAUAUUUUACCUUCACCACAAAAACUAGACCAGAACAUGCCAACAGACAGAGACAGACCAGCAGAGAGAUACAGACCAGCAGAGAGAGACAGACCAGCAGAGAGAGACAGACCAGCAGACAGAGAAAAGCUAGCAGACAGACCAGCAGACGGACUAGCAGACAGAUCAGCAGACAGAGACAGACCACAAGUUCGGCUACCCCAGCUGCAAGGGAGGCACCGGCGCGUUCAACAGCCUGGUCAGAGGGGUGGGACUAAGAUUAAAACUGUGACUAGGAAGAGAGUCCAGGACCUAGAUACAGAUAUCAUCCUCCGAGCACAAACACAUAUAAACUCACGACCGCAACCUGACUAUGACAACACAGUCCACAGGGCUCUUCCCCCUGGCGAGGUCAGAGGAAGGAACCAUCUGGUUGAAGGGAUUGACAGAGGGGGGGAGGGUGAGAGAAAGGGGGAGGAGAUGGGUGUGAGUGAGUCUUUAUGGAGUCUGGGGGGAGACUCUGAAGAGGAGGAGGGGCUGGCUUAUGACUCCACGCCUCCACCGGUGUUUGACCCUGAGGUGAACUGGGCUCAGACAUUCCAGGUGACCCCUGUUAUCCUCCAGCGUUCUGAUUGGAUAGACCUAAGCUGUAACGUGUCUGGUAACCUGCUGCUCCGCCCUAGUGAUGCUCUGCCUGUCGUCAAUGCCUUCAUGGACAAACUAAACCACAGACACAACAGGCAUUUCUCCCUGGUGCGUGUGCUGAAUGUUGAGAGGAAAGUGGAUGGGAUUCAGGGCAGCAGGUACUUCCUGGAGCUGGAGCUAAGGGACAUGACUGGCCAACACCUUCGUCUGUCACACUACAUCUAUGCUCUGAUUCGCCAUAAUCGAUCUCGCCCCAGGGGAGUCCUUCGCCGUGCCCCUGAGACGUUGCUAUGCAAGCCUCUAGGCUUCCACUGGAACCCGACUGCCACUGUACACUUCAUAGUACCAGUAAAGAACCAGGCCCGCUGGGUGCAGCAGCUGAUAGUUGACAUGGAGGGUCUGUACCACACCACUGGAGACCCCUACUUCAACCUCAUCAUCACUGACUACAACAGCACUGACAUGGAUAUAGAGGCAGCACUAAAGGCAUCCACGCUGCACAGGUACCAGUACGUGAAGCUGAGUGGAAACUUUGAGCGUUCCGCUGGUCUACAGGCUGGCAUCGACCUCAUCACUGAUGAGCACAGUAUAGCGUUUCUGUGUGACCUUCACAUCCACUUCCCCCCCUCCAUCAUCGACUCAGUCAGGAAACACUGUGUGGAGGGACACAUGGCCUUUGCCCCCAUCGUCAUGAGACUGGACUGUGGGGCUACGCCCAAGGAGCCCAGAGGUUACUGGGAGGUGAAUGGGUUUGGUCUGCUGGGGAUCUAUAAGUCUGACCUGGAUGCAGCAGGAGGCAUGAACACACACGACUUCACUGACCGCUGGGGCGGGGAGGACUGGGAGCUGCUGGACAGGAUUCUGCAGUCGGGUCUGGAGGUGGAACGUAUCUACCUGAGGAACUUCCUGCAUCACUACCAUUCUAAACGUGGCAUGUGGAACCGGCGCACUCAACGCAGUGGCACGUAGCCCACAACCACACAGCCAAAUUGUACAAUGAUGCAGCCAUAACCCACUACGACGCAGCUGUAACUCACGACGACACAUCCGUGGCCACAAGGAAAUCAAGGAAACUGGCGCACUUUAAUGUCCCCACUCCUCGCAUCAGCCAUUUACAGCUGUCGACUGGUUAACGAGAGGGCAGGACAGAGAAGAUUCCUGACAUACCAUUGGGUGAUAUCUCCUGUCAUUCAAACUGUUUGAGGGUGUGGUGAUUAUGAAAUACAGAACAUAGUACUAACUGUCCUGGAAGAAGACACUCCUGAACUAGUGCCGAGGUACUUAAAUCUUAACAUGGAGGUCCACAGUACUACUGGUUAGCCAGAGUCCACUCACCCAAGUCUGAGUCAGUACACACACACACACACACACACACACACACACACACACACACACACAUCUUGUUAAAUAUCAGUGAUCAUACAGUAUUUGUAUGUAAUCAGGACCUUGCUUAUUUAUUGACAAUGACAGGGUGCACCAAUGUUACACUUUAUUCUACCAGUGUAAUACUUCAUUUCAGUUUAAAACAUGGUUUUAUUAAUAUAAUUAAUUAAGAUGGGGGAAAAAGGGAUGACUUCUGAUAGAAGAGACUAUUAUUGAGGCAUGGGGGGCUUACUGUACUGGAUGGGGAUAUUUCCCUUAAAGCAAUGUGCAUCAUGAAGCCCUGAAUUCACCCGAGUGCUUGCUGCAUAGCUCUACUACCUCAGAGCUCUACCACUGACUCUUGGAUGUGACAUUGUGCCUAUUGAAUGUGUCCUUCAAAGCGCUGUCCAUUUAAUUCUCUAUGGAUUAUACUUAAGAGGAUCCCGCACCCAAAGGCUUUGGGAGAUAUUUUAUGCAAGUUAACAAUUUUUUAUGCAACACUGCGCCUUCUCUACAGCUCCUCUAAAAUGAGAAAACUUUUGGAAUUGGGAAGUACAACCUGAACAUGUCAGUUAAAAAUGCUAAAUGUUGUUUUCUAUUUCACAAUAGGAUUAGGAGUAUCACAGGACCUUGUAUAUACAGUUGAAGUCGGAAGUUUACAUACACUUAGGUUGGAGUCAUUAAAACUAGUUUUUCAACCACUCCA